Monopterus albus (swamp eel) is the source of this 1063-nucleotide messenger RNA. Its product is annotated as TEN1 subunit of CST complex. The record is from RefSeq and is a predicted model, not a curated record. Bases 98 to 496 code for a protein of 132 amino acids. The transcript has 3 exons. Gene Ontology annotation, molecular function: single-stranded DNA binding; telomeric repeat DNA binding; telomerase inhibitor activity. Gene Ontology annotation, biological process: negative regulation of telomere maintenance via telomerase. Gene Ontology annotation, cellular component: CST complex. NCBI's taxonomy places the organism in Eukaryota, Metazoa, Chordata, Actinopteri, Synbranchiformes, Synbranchidae.
AGACUUCCUUCUUCAACCACAUCCAUGCACUUCACUCACAUUAUUCAACUAUUCCAUUUUUUUUAAUCCAAGAGGCUUUUUCUUUUCUUUUUACACGAUGCUUCCCGCGGCUGCUGUUUUUCAUUUCCCAUGGGAAGUAAACUGUGGAGCAGUGCAGGAAGGAGAGUCAGUGAGAACGUUUGGCAGACUUGUAUCCUAUCAACCUGAGGAGUCCAGGGCUACACUGUCAGCUCAGCAUGCUUCGAAAGAACAUAAUGUGGUCAUCCACACGUUGUUUGUAGAGCCUUUUAAUCCAAUAAUUGGGGCCCAGUACUUAGUCCUGGGGGAGACAGAAAAUGCUGAGGGGGUCGGUGUGAUGGUCCACGCCCGUGUGCUGAACUGUGUUGAUGGUGUGAACAUAGCCCUUCUACAGAAAGCCAUCAACGAACAAAGGAGCUUCUUCAGGGAGAGGGAGUGCAAACAGGGUGAUGCUGCACAGCCUGCAGAUGCAACCUGAUCAGGGUCUUCAUUUACCAAGUGUCCCAGCACACUCAUUGAUUGACAGAGCUACAGCACCGGCACUUAAGUUGCACUAAAAAAAUUGUACGGGAGUGAUGUUUUGUGAGUGAAGACUGUUAAAUAUAUUAGUAAUGACUUUACUUUCAUCAGUUUAUUACUAGAUUAUCUACCUCUGAUUAUAAUAGUUUUCUGCACUUUGUGAAGAGUUGUUAUUUGACAAUUAAAAACACAAAAUGAAUGGACUGAUAUAGAAUUUCAUGUUUGGUCAAAGAAGACUUGAUAGUAGAUGGUUUAGGUCCACAACAGGUUUAGAUCCAGUCAUGUCUCUCCAUUUGAAGACAUCUGAUAAUAGUAGUUUUUCAGUGGUGCCAUUUUAUAUGGUGAAAAUGAAUGACCACAUGCUUACCAUAAAUUUGUGGUCUGAUAUUCAAAAAUAUUUUAAGAAUUGUUACAGUAAUAUGUAAUGUACUGGUAAAACCAAUUAUACAUAUAAAUUCAACUGACAUUAAAAUGGCAACAAUUUAAAAUACAUAUAUUAAUUCGAAUCACUUAUUGAACUGAUCUA